Messenger RNA from Punica granatum (pomegranate), 2385 nucleotides. The record is from RefSeq and is a predicted model, not a curated record. Lineage: Eukaryota; Viridiplantae; Streptophyta; Magnoliopsida; Myrtales; Lythraceae.
CUCCGCCUCCCGCGAGUUGGCCAAGUCCCCGCCAUCUCUGCAAAUCCAAAUUCAGAUCAAUGGAAUCAAAUAGCUCUCAGCUCCUUCAUCGUCGCCACUCGAACUAGCCCGCCGCGUUCGCCGGAGUCUCAGUUCCUUCCUCCUCCUCCUCCAUUUCCAGUCCGUUCUCCGCUUAUCCUCUCGCUCGAUAUUAGGGUUGAUUUGUCCGGCGAGUUGCUCCCCGGGACACCGGAUUCCGACAUCAGAAUGCCGGUGAAUCUGACGCCGAACGCGAUCGCCGCCAUUAACGGCGGGGACGUGAACUCGAAGCCGCUGGUGCAGGUGCUUGACAUCAAACUGAUCGGGACCACGCAGGAGAGGUACCGGCUCCUGCUGUCGGAUUCCGCCCUGACUCAGCACGCGAUGCUCGCGACUCAGCUCAAUGACCAAAUCAAGUCCGGGCGAGUGAAGAAAGGCUCCGUCGUUCAGCUCAUCGAUUACAUCUGCAGCACCGUUCAGAAUCGCAAGAUCAUUGUCGUACUGAACAUGGAAACCAUAAUACCAGAUUGUGAGAUUGUUGGAAACCCAAGAAUGUGCUCUGAAUCUGACACGGCAGCUCAGAAAACAUUGCCUAAUACCAGCAACGGAAAUGGCGAGAGGACCAUUAAUAGCAGUAUUCCUGUUAGAAAUCCUGUUCAGAAUACUCAGAGCUUCCAGUCAGCUGUUGGACCUCAAUACCAGCAACAUUCGGGUCAAAAUGCGCAGACAUUCCGACCUGCUGUUCAACCUCCUUACCAGCCACCACCUAACUAUAGAAAUCACGGAGCAAUUAUGAAGAAUGAGGCACCUGCAAGAAUCAUACCUAUAUCUGCUCUGAACCCUUAUCAGGGCCGGUGGGCUAUCAAGGCAAGAGUGACUGCCAAAGGAGAUAUCCGGCGCUAUAACAAUGCCCGAGGAGAUGGAAAAGUGUUUUCCUUCGAUCUCCUUGAUUCUGAUGGAGGGGAGAUUCGGGCGACAUGUUUUAAUGCUGUUGUUGAUCGCUUCUAUGAUGUUAUUGAAGUGGGGAAGGUCUAUCUAAUAUCAAAAGGUAGCUUAAAACCUGCACAGAAGAACUUCAACCACCUGAAAAAUGAGUGGGAGAUAUUCUUGGAGGCAACUUCAACAGUAGAUCUUUGUCAGGAUGAAGAUGUAUCUAUUCCACAGCAGCAAUUCUCUUUCAGACCUAUUAGUGAUAUUGAAAAUGCUGAGAACAAUUAUAUUCUUGAUGUUAUUGGGAUUGUCGUAUCUGUGAACCCUUCUGUUCCUAUUCUGCGGAAGAAUGGUAUGGAAACUCAGAGACGAAUUCUGAAUCUAAAGGAUGGAUCAGGCAGGACUGUGGAAGUAACCCUAUGGGGAGAAAUUUGCAACAGGGAAGGUCACAAGCUUCAAGAGAUGGUCGACUCUGGGUUCUAUCCAGUUUUAGCUGUGAAAGCUGGGAAGGUUAAUGACUUCAGUGGGAAGUCUCUAGGGACCAUUUCUUCGACGCAGCUCUUCAUAAAUCCUGAUAUUCCAGAAGCUCAAAACCUGAGAAAAUGGUUCGAUUUUGGAGGGAAAAAUGCGGCUUCUCUGUCCAUUUCCAGGGAAAACAUGCCUGGGGCAUCCAAAAAUGAUAUCCGGAAGACUGUGUCCCAGAUUAAAGAUGAAGGUCUCGGUAGAUCAGACAAGCCCGACUGGAUUACGAUAAAGGCGACCAUAACUUUCAUCAAAACGGACAGUUUUUUAUACACAGCUUGCCCUUUGAUGAUCGGAGACAGGCAAUGCAAUAAGAAGGUAACAAAAUCGAAUAGUAGAUGGGCUUGUGAUCGGUGUAAUCAAGAAUUCGAGGAGUGUGAGUACAGGUACCUUCUUCAAGUCCAGAUUCAAGAUCACACUGGGUUGACUUGGGUCACGGCUUUUCAAGAAUCAGGUGAGGAGAUCACGGGAUGCUCAGCGAAGGAGCUGUUCAUGCUGAAAGAGCAAGACGAUGACCGGUUCAGGGAAGUCAUUCGGAACAAGCUCUUCGGUCAGUUCCUCUUCAGGCUUAAGAUUAAAGAGGAAAUGUAUGGAGACGAACAGAGGGUGAAUAUCACUGUAGUUAAGGCUGAGAAGGUGAACUACACUUCGGAGAGCAAGUAUUUACUCGAUAUUGUCUCAAAAGUUUGUAGGUGAUUUUAGAGUUGCUGAAUUCAUCGAAUUGACAGUGUUGGAUGGAUCAUUCUUUCUGAUACCAUGGAGUAUUGUUUAGCAGAUUUAUAAGAUUUAUAUUGGCAUAGGCACCACCGAGAUUAUUAGAUUUAUGCUCGGAAAUGAAUGCAUUAGAGAUUAAUGUCAGAGAUUGUAUGUUGUGCUAGAAUAUAUCAGAUUAAGCUGCUCAAUUUCUUCUUGUUA